AUGGUCUUCCCGAUUUUCAAUUCAAUGGCGAUGCGGGAGCUAUCAGACUCUCGCAUUUUAACAUAUGUUGAUGACCACGGACAUGAAAAGCAAAUUAUGGUGUCUUCGGCUGAAGGACAGGCCGAUAUCUUACUGGCUGCAGUUAAUGGGAGAUUGGGUGGCGAUUUAAAGCUAAAUCGGUUGUCCGUUCGUCUUCAUCGUUCAGCAAUACCUGGCAUGGAUCCUUCAUCUAUAGAACAAUUGACACCCUUGGCUAAAACGUUCAUAGGACCACAACUAAGUCAAGCGUUAAAGAAGGGAGUGCCUUUUCCACUGAAG
Messenger RNA from Strongylus vulgaris, 318 nucleotides. The record is from the annotation of a GenBank genome assembly. NCBI's taxonomy places the organism in Eukaryota, Metazoa, Nematoda, Chromadorea, Rhabditida, Strongylidae.